GAGAGAGAGCGAAAGAGAGAGAGUGAAAGAGAGAGCCUGUGUGUUACAGAGGGAUACAGAGAAGGAAGAUAUUGUGUGUGUGUGGCCAAGGAAAAGGCAGGGUGUGUAAGAGUGAGAGAGGAUAGAAGCAAAAGGUUUGAGAAAGACUAGUUUACUAGAGGGAGAAGUGUCAGCAAGAGGAAUAAAGGGUACAAAGAAAAAUAGGAAUACAGAAAGGGAGAGGGAGAGAGGGACAGAAACAAAAGUCAUAGCAGCUGCUUCAGACCAUCAGAGAACUGAGCCAAAGGGAACAGGAGAGAGUUUCUGCGCCAUGGGCAAAUCAGCUUCUAAGCAGUUUUCGGAGGAGGUGUUGCAGAGUCAUAACGAGUAUCGUAGGAAGCACCAGGCGCCCCCUCUGAAGCUGAGCAGCAAGCUGAGUAGAGAUGCCACUAGGUAUGCUGAGUCUCUGGCCAGCACACGGAUCCUGAAGCACAGUGUUGAGUCCAGCAGGGGGAGCUGUGGCGAGAACCUGGCCUGGGCCUCCUAUGACCAACCAGGGAAGGAUGUGGCCGACCGCUGGUAUGACGAGGUAAAACAAUACAACUUCAACCGCCCCGGCUUCUCCUCUGGCACAGGUCAUUUCACAGCAAUGGUGUGGAAGGGCAGUAAGAAGCUGGGUGUGGGGAAGGCCAGUGCGCCAGAUGGCUCGUCAUUUGUGGUAGCCAGGUACUUUCCAGCAGGGAACAUCACCAACCAGGGACACUUUGACAACAACGUCCUGCCGCCCAAGGACUGAGGAACAUACUGACCCAUCACCCCCAUCCCCCAGGAGCUGACCAUCCAAAAGACAUUUGCACUUUGACUUGUGUCCUUGACUUUAUAUACAGUGGCAAGAAAAAGUAUGUGAACCCUUUGGAAUUACCUGGAUUUCUGCAUAAAUUGGUCAUCAA
This is a messenger RNA of Salvelinus namaycush (lake trout), 929 nucleotides long. RefSeq names its product Golgi-associated plant pathogenesis-related protein 1-like. The transcript has 5 exons. The coding region runs from base 311 to 775 and encodes 154 amino acids. The record is from RefSeq and is a predicted model, not a curated record. NCBI's taxonomy places the organism in Eukaryota, Metazoa, Chordata, Actinopteri, Salmoniformes, Salmonidae. Gene Ontology annotation, cellular component: extracellular region.